UUACUACUGUAAUUGCGCAGCUUGAUUUCUCUGCCUAUAUGAUAUAAGCGGGCAUUAGACUUCGCCCAUACCUUAGUGUCUGUUCGCUUCACCUGCAAACAUCACUUUGGUACCUCUCUCUCCUUCUCUCAUCGCUUUUUCUCCAAUGGAGUUGGGAAGUAUACUCCACUUCCUUCAGGAUAAGACCAUUUUAAUCACUGGCGCCACUGGCUUUCUGGCCAAAAUUCUCUUGGAGAAGAUAUUAAGGGUUCAACCAAAUGUGAAGAAGCUUUUUCUUCUUUUAAGAGCAGCAGACACCAAAUCUGCCACCCAUCGCCUGCACAAUGAGAUCAUAGGGAAGGACUUGUUUAAACUGCUGAAGGAGAAAUUGGGUGCAAACUUCAAUUCUUUUGUUUCGGAAAAGUUGGUUCUUGUGCCUGGAGACAUAAGUUGCGAGGACCUGGGCUUGAAGGAUUCCAUCUUAAGGGAAGAGAUUCUCAGUCAAACAGACGUUAUCGUUAACUUAGCUGCAACUACUAAUUUUGAUGAGAGAUAUGAUAUUGCUUUAAGACUAAACACCUUCGGAGCUAAGCAUGUCAUGAGUUUCGCCAAAAAAUGUGUUAAGCUCAAGGUUCUUGUCCACGUAUCAACAGCUUAUGUAUCUGGUGAGAGAGGAGGGCUGAUAUUAGAGACGCCAUAUCACUUGGGUGAUUCACUUAACGGAGUAUCUGGUUUAGAUAUCGAUGUAGAGAACAAAGUGGUUCAAGACAAAUUGAAUGAACUACGAGAAGAGAAAGCCAGCCCAGAUGACGUGAAAAUGGCCAUGAAGGACUUAGGUAUUGCCAGGGCAAAGGUGUAUGGAUGGCCAAACACGUAUGUGUUCACCAAGGCAAUGGGAGAAAUGGUAGUGGAAGAUCUGAAAGGCAACAUGCCCGUUGUGAUUGUGCGUCCCACCAUUGUCACCAGUACCCUCAAAGAACCUUUCCCUGGUUGGGCUGAAGGUAUCAGGACCAUUGACAGUUUAGCAGUGGCAUACGGGAAAGGAAAGUUGACAUGCUUCCUCGGGGACUUGGAGUCACCUGUUGAUGUGAUACCGGCGGAUAUGGUGGUGAAUGCGAUGCUGGUGGCGAUGGCGGCUCAUGCAAAGCAAGCAAAUGAUGACGGUGAUGCCAUAUAUCAGGUGGGUUCGUCGGUGAGGAAUCCACUGAGAUACCAGAAUCUGCAAGACUACGGCUUAAAAUACUUCACCGCAAAACCAUGGAUCAACAAGGACGGCAAGCCCAUCAAGGUCGGCAGAGUCACCGUGUUGAGCAACAUGGCCAGCUUUCGCAGAUACGUUUUCAUCCGUUACCUCCUCCUCUUAAAGGGCCUGGAACUGGCAAACACGGCGUUUUGCCAGUAUUUUCACGACUCCUAUGCGGAGCUCAACAGGAAAAUCCAGGUUGUCAUGCGCUUGGUCGACAUCUACAAGCCCUACUUGUUCUUCUAUGGAGCGUUUGAUGAUAUGAAAACAGAGAAGUUGAGAAUGGCAGCAAGAGAAGGCGGAGUAGAGACGGAUAUGUUUUACUUUGACCCCAAAGACAUCGAUUGGGAGGAUUAUUUUAUGAACAUUCAUAUCCCUGGCAUCGUUAAGUACAUCUUCAAGUGACGAUGACGACACUGCUGGCUGUUUUAUCAUCCACAUAUAUAAUAUUUAUAUUUCAUUUCAUAUCAUAAUAAAUAAUAUAAUACAUAGCUUUUCGUUUCUGAAACUUGUGUCUGUCUUAAGUUCAAGGUUAAGUCGUGCCCAACAUACGGACGCUACAUUACAUGUUAGUGUUACAUCAUUUAUUCUACCAAGUGUACUUCAUAUAUAUAUAAAAGCAAUCUUGCCUAAUUUUUAUCU
Messenger RNA from Neltuma alba, 1864 nucleotides. RefSeq names its product fatty acyl-CoA reductase 3. The record is from RefSeq and is a predicted model, not a curated record. Gene Ontology annotation, cellular component: intracellular membrane-bounded organelle. Gene Ontology annotation, biological process: suberin biosynthetic process; long-chain fatty-acyl-CoA metabolic process. Gene Ontology annotation, molecular function: alcohol-forming very long-chain fatty acyl-CoA reductase (NADP+) activity. The transcript has 10 exons. Lineage: Eukaryota; Viridiplantae; Streptophyta; Magnoliopsida; Fabales; Fabaceae. Bases 146 to 1627 code for a protein of 493 amino acids.